AUGUGCAAGCUCGCUGCAGAGGAUGAGUACGAUUGGCUAACAGUCGAUCCCUGGGAGGCUGAGAGUUCAACUACUAUCCCAACUGCUCAAGUGCUAGAUCAUGUUGACCACGAGAUCAACGAGGUCAUGGGAGGCAUCGACUGUGACGACGGAACCAAGAGACGUGCCAAAAUCGUCCUCUUGGCUGGUCUCGAUCUGGUUCAGACCAUGUCCACGCCUGGCGUUUGGGAGAAGCGCGAUCUUGACCAUAUUCUCGGCAGAUACGGCCUUUUCGCCUUGGAGCGCCGGGGAACUGAGACCGAACCGGCUUUGGCAAGCCUCAAGCAGUGGAGACAUAACAUACACAUCCUUCGCAAGCAUGUCACCGAAGAUAUUAGCAGCACCAAGACCCGCUUGCUAUUGAAGCAAGACGAGGUGAAGAGGCCCGAUCAACAGCCGGAUGGGGAUCGAAGUAGCCCGAGUCUGAAUGACAUGAUCCCCAACAGUAAAGUCAGGGACUACAUUUACAGACAUAACCUAUAUCGCGGCUCCAGCCUCGACGACCUGCAAGAUAGAUAG
This is a messenger RNA of Fusarium keratoplasticum, 558 nucleotides long. RefSeq names its product CTP-transf-like domain-containing protein. The record is from RefSeq and is a predicted model, not a curated record. The transcript has 3 exons. The coding region runs from base 1 to 558 and encodes 185 amino acids. NCBI's taxonomy places the organism in Eukaryota, Fungi, Ascomycota, Sordariomycetes, Hypocreales, Nectriaceae. Gene Ontology annotation, biological process: NAD+ biosynthetic process. Gene Ontology annotation, molecular function: nicotinate-nucleotide adenylyltransferase activity; nicotinamide-nucleotide adenylyltransferase activity.